Molecule: messenger RNA, 930 nt
Organism: Oryza brachyantha (malo sina)
Lineage: Eukaryota; Viridiplantae; Streptophyta; Magnoliopsida; Poales; Poaceae
Product: cysteine proteinase inhibitor 3-like
Exons: 4
Coding region: 93-677 (194 amino acids)
Molecular function (GO): cysteine-type endopeptidase inhibitor activity
Source: RefSeq, a predicted model, not a curated record
CAACCCGAAGAAGCCAAGCACCACACGCCGACGCGAACAACCAGAGAGAGCUCGGGAUCGGAGCAGGAGGAGGUGUCGCCGCGACAACCACGAUGCUUCGCCGCCGAGGCUGCCCCGGCGCGCUCGCCGCCGCGUUGCUCCUCCUGGCCGUGGUGGCGGCUGCCUCCCCCCGGGCAGCCGGGUUCCACCUCGGCGGCGACGAGAGCGACCUCGUGAGGGGCAUGCUCGCCGCGAUCCGCGAGCAGGCCGAGGCGGAGGACGCGGCGCGCUUCGCCGUCGCGGAGUACAACAAGAAUCAGGGCGCUGCGCUGGAAUUUGCACGGUUGGUGAAGGCCAAGCGGCAGGUUGUGACUGGUACCUUGCAUGACCUGAUGUUGGAGGUAGUUGAUUCUGGAAAGAAAAGCCUGUAUAGUGCAAAGGUAUGGGUGAAGCCAUGGCUAGAUUUUAAGGCAGUCGUUGAGUUCCGUCACGUCGAGGACUCCCAGUCGCAGCCGUCCAUUGCUGCUGAUGGUAGCGUUGGGCAAGGUACUGCUGAACCCUCUCUGGCGCCAAGGACUCACUCACACAACAGUGAGCAAAAUAAAGUCUCUGUUGACUUAUCAUCCUUUUCUCAGAUGUACUCUGGUUUGAAUCUAGCUUCCAGGAGAGGAUGGAAGACUUCAGCUUCUGAGAUCUAGCUGUCAAUAACUUGUGGACUAAAGUAGAUGUUAUCCUUUUGUGAAGUUUUCCCCACUGUUAUGGAAUGAUGUCUAGAUCGUAAUACGCUGUUGAGCAGACUUGAGUUGACAUCUGGAGUGUGUAUUUGUUGCUGCAAAGUGAACGCUCCCUGUAUAUUCCAUACCCGUCAUUCCGUUGCAUGUAUAUAAGGCAUUACUGCUGCCGUUGUAUGGUAUUCCCGCUGCAUAUGUUGAAUUGCAUCGAUUUCUUCCA